AUGCAACUACUAGCUGCGCUUCUCAUACUCAAAUGGGUUUUGAAGUAUGUUCAGACUUUGUUCGACAAUUAUCGUGGCGCUGAUAUGCCGCGUCAAUCCUCCUCCUCGUCGUCUCCGGACGAAAAUCGUCGGCUGCGGUCUACUCUCAAAGAGAAGAGGCGAAAUAUUGAAAUUAAUGACGCUUUUGAGAAGUUACAGAGACAGCUUCCACAUGUCCCAGCCUCUACUCGUUUGCCAAAGAUUAAAACGCUACGAUUGGCUCUGAAAUAUAUCGAACAUCUCAAUACGAUUUUAAGCGGAGAUAAACAAGUCAUGUCAGACUACAUGACCGCUCCUCGACCUCUAUGUAUAGAAGAUUUUGCCGCGGUGGCUAUGCAGGAGAUCCAGAUCCGAAACAGCUACACAGAUCGAGCUCGAGAAGAAGAAGCUGCAAGCAACAGCUUUGGAAGCGCCCGUAUGACAUCAUCGUCGUCGCCGGUCCAGGAUCUUUCGACUUCCGAGUCACCUCCGUUCCUCACACAAUCUACGGGACCUCUGCCAUCCGUGUAUCUUCAAUCAUCCUCUUACUCGCCAUACCCACAUCAAAGUUACAAUUGGUUCUCCCAUCCAUAA
Necator americanus (New World hookworm) is the source of this 612-nucleotide messenger RNA. RefSeq lists its product as uncharacterized. Gene Ontology annotation, biological process: developmental process; regulation of transcription by RNA polymerase II. Lineage: Eukaryota; Metazoa; Nematoda; Chromadorea; Rhabditida; Ancylostomatidae. The transcript is spliced from 5 exons. Gene Ontology annotation, molecular function: RNA polymerase II transcription regulatory region sequence-specific DNA binding; protein dimerization activity; DNA-binding transcription factor activity, RNA polymerase II-specific. Bases 1 to 612 code for a protein of 203 amino acids. The record is from RefSeq and is a predicted model, not a curated record.